Messenger RNA from Gasterosteus aculeatus aculeatus (three-spined stickleback), 2570 nucleotides. It is a transcript of the gene ccdc174, whose product is annotated as coiled-coil domain containing 174. NCBI's taxonomy places the organism in Eukaryota, Metazoa, Chordata, Actinopteri, Perciformes, Gasterosteidae. The record is from RefSeq and is a predicted model, not a curated record. Gene Ontology annotation, cellular component: nucleus.
UUUACUACACAGAGAAGAAGAAACAACGAAGAAGUCAGCGCAGUCAGCGCCGCAGCGGCCACAGCAAUAUGCUGUAAGAAAUAACUCCUAAACAUGGACAAAAAGAAGAAGCCCUUCGCCGUGACCGCUUCAUCUCUGGUGGACCUUAAAGCGGAACUAUACAGGAAGCAGGAACAAUUCAAACAGGAAAAGCUUGGGCAUGAAAAUGGGGGAGCUGGAUUCACAUCAAAGUCCAAAGUUAAGAAACCUAAUGUCUGGAGUAAACAAAACACGGGGGUUUCUGCAAGAGCUGAGAAAGACGCUGAGCAGCUGGCCGAGGAGCAGACCAGCCUUGACACAUCCCGACGCAAGUUGGAGGAGAAGGCCAAACUCUAUGAGCAGAUGACAAGGGGAGACUUUCCUGAUGAAGAGACGGAGGGACUGUUCCUGGUUGAUUUCACCCAGAAGAUUAUUGACAAAAAGAGAGAAAUGUAUGAACAGAAGGAAACGGAACGAAAGGAUGAGGAGAGCGACAACUCAUCUGUCCCCCCUCCUCAAAAUCCAGAUGAGGAAUGGGUGGAUUAUGUUGACGCUUUGGGCCGAUCUCGAAGAUGCAUGAAGAAAGACCUGCCAGGUUUCAAGAAAAUGGACCAAGACUUUACAGGAAAAGGAAAAGCUUCAGAUGAUAAGACCUUACUCUCGGAGGACAUGCGUCGAGAGCUGCAGAGGCAGGAGUGGGAGAGGGAGGAAGAGGAGGCUAUGAAGAAGCCCGUAGGACCGAUCCACUACGAGGAUAUUAGGGGACAAGAGGCUCGAGAUCUCGGUGUAGGUUACUUUGCGUUUGCUCAUGAUGAAGAGCAACGCAGAAAGCAGAGAGAAACUCUGGACAUGCUGAGAGACCAGACAACAGAUCAGCGCACCAAGAGGGAACAACUGAAGGACAAGAGGCAGGCCAUCCUGCGGGCCCGCUUGGCCAAAGUGAGGCAGAGGAAGAUGAAGAAGGCCAAGCUGGAUGGCACUGAGGACGAGCAGGGAGAGGGAGAGACUGAAGGAGUGGAGGACGAAGGUGAAUCUUCUCCUCCACCGGAGGACUCCCCAGAAAUAAGCACAGUGAAGAAGGUGGUAGUGGAGAUCCAGGAAAGGAAGGACACCAAACCAGGAGUUCCUCAUGUCAGAGAAUGGGACAGGGGCAAAGAAUUUAUGUUUACCGAGUGGACAUCUCGGCGUCGGGAAGAGCGAGAUUCCGAUUUUGCUCCCCCCUCUGCGUACUUUACUGAGAGGAAUAGACCAGGGAAGUUUCAAACUAAGGAGAAUAAAUCCAAGAUUCCCUUUAAGUGGACCAAAGACCCAGGAGGAAUCUCUGAGAGCAAGGAGGAACCACAGUCUCAGCCUGAAACAGUUCCAUCACCACCACCACCACCUCCUCCUCCUCAACAAAGUCCUCCACCUCCACAAAGUCCUCUACCUCCAUCACAACCACAGACAUCAUCGCAGACAUCACCUACCGAUCACCCAGCAGCUUCAGCUCCUUUGUCUGCUCCUCCUUUUAAUCCCCAGUCGCCUUUUCAUCCACUUUAUCCUCAAUUUCCUUCUACUCAGUUUGCUGGACCACAUCAGCUGCCUCCCCUGUUUCCCCCACAGUACCCAAACCACUAUUCACCCCAGUAUCCCCCCCAGUAUCCCCCCCAUUAUCCUGCCCAGUAUCUUGCCCAGUAUCCUCCUCAGUAUCCUCCUCAGUAUCCACCGCAGUAUCCACCGCAGUAUCCACCGCAGUAUCCUCCUCAGUAUCCAUCUUAUGGGUAUCCAGCUCAGCCCCAGCCCCAGCCCCAGCCCCAGCCCCAGCCCCAGCCCCAGCCUCAGCCUCAGCCUCAGCCUCAGCCUCAGCCCCAGCAGCCUGCAGACCGCAGCCAGGCUCCACAGCCCACGGAGAGUCUGGACGACAUGCUUUCCUUCUACCGAAACACUACUAUGUCAUAAUUAACGUGUAGUUGCUUCGUACUAAAGUGUAAAUAUAUGGAGUUUUUGAAUUUAAUAAAUACCAGGAAAUUAGCUGGAUUUUAAUUCAUUUUAGUAGUGCUGAACAUAUAAGGCUUCCACCUGGUGCGGUAAGUAUGAGGGUAUAAAGUGAAGUGACUAUUUGUAGUUCGCUGCAGUAUGAAAAUAUCCACCAGAUGGACCUGUAAAUCUGCUGUGAUCUAGCUGACCUGUCGGACAUCCUUAUAGUGCUGCAAUUAUUCCACAUGCAUUGUCAAUUUUAUCAGCUGAUCAUUUUACUUAAAAUGAUCAAUUGUCACGUUUUAAAAUGGGGAAAACACCCUCCACAAUAUUUUUUCAAGUGCUCAUCCAACAAUCCAUCCAUCCGUUGUCAAACCGCUUAUCCUGCACACAGGGUCGCGGGAGGGCUGGAGUCUAUCCCAGCCAACUUCGGGCGACAGCCAAUCGCAGGGCUCAUCCAACAAUCCAUAAACCAAAAGUAUUCUGUGUGGUCUCAGAAGAGAAAAAAUCAGCCGAUUUAACAACUGGAAAAGUAGAAUUGUUUUAGCUCUAAAUGAUGAACUAUAACUAUUUUAAUUAAAAAUCUCUCCACUGUG